Molecule: messenger RNA, 2068 nt
Organism: Cyprinus carpio (common carp)
Lineage: Eukaryota; Metazoa; Chordata; Actinopteri; Cypriniformes; Cyprinidae
Product: BTB/POZ domain-containing protein 3
Biological process (GO): dendrite morphogenesis; neurogenesis; cerebral cortex development
Cellular component (GO): cytosol
Molecular function (GO): protein binding
Source: RefSeq, a predicted model, not a curated record
GCAGUCCGUCAGGCGGAUCCUCCGGUUUAUGGAGGAUGUUGAUGUGCAAACCAGUUGUAAACUUUCCUCACUCUAGCACUAAACCUGCUGCAUUAAUCAACCUCUGGUAAUUUUCUGCUGUUGAACCGUCAUCGGUUGAUGUCGCUGGCAUGUCGUAAUGGUUGUUUACUUUGAUGUUUUAGCGGUUUUCUAGUUUCAGAGGUUGCCAGAUCCUCUGCCAUGAAAUCCUCCUGAUUAAUUGACAUGUUUUGGAAAAAUGGCCGCUGAGCUGUUUCCUGCCAAAAAAUUGGCCAGUAUCUCACCCACCGCUGUUCAACAGUACCAGCAGCAGAACUUCAGCAACAACAACAACAUUCAGGGAUGUAACUGGCAAGGCUUGUAUCCCACGAUCAGAGAGAGAAACGCAGUCAUGUUCAACAACGAGCUGAUGGCUGAUAUUCACUUUGUGGUGGGACCUCCUGGAGGAACCCAGAGAGUGCCGGGACACAAGUAUGUCCUGGCUGUGGGAAGUUCUGUAUUUCAUGCCAUGUUCUACGGAGAACUGGCUGAAGAUAAGGACGAGAUCCGGAUCCCUGAUGUGGAGCCAGCGUCAUUCCUCGCCAUGCUCAAGUAUAUCUACUGUGAUGAGAUCGACCUGUGUGCCGACACCGUUCUCGCCACGCUGUACGCUGCCAAAAAAUACAUCGUACCUCACUUGGCCCGCGCUUGCGUCAACUUCCUGGAGACCAGCCUGAGUGCGAGAAACGCCUGCGUCCUGCUCUCUCAGAGCUGCCUGUUCGAGGAGCCCGACCUCACGCAGCGCUGCUGGGAGGUGAUCGACGCGCAGGCCGAGCUCGCGCUCCGCUCCGAGGGGUUCUGUGACAUCGACGCUCAGACUCUGGAGAGCAUCCUGCGGCGCGAGACGCUCAACGCCAAAGAGAUGGUGGUGUUGGAGGCGGCAUUAAGCUGGGCGGAGGCCGAGUGUCACCGACAGGAACUCCAGCCCAGCAUCGAGAACAAACGCCUUGUUUUAGGAAAGAACAUCUACCUGAUACGGAUCCCGGCGAUGGCACUCGAUGAUUUCGCCAACGGUGUUGCGCAGUCUGGCGUGCUGACACUCAACGAAACCAACGAUAUUUUCCUGUGGUACACAGCGGCCAAGAAACCGGAGCUCAAGUUCGUCUGCAAACCACGGAAAGGGUUAACGCCGCAGAGGUGCCACCGCUUUCAGUCCUGUGCGUACCGCAGCAAUCAGUGGCGAUACCGCGGGCGCUGCGACAGCAUCCAGUUCGCCGUGGACAAGCGCGUCUUCAUCGCCGGGUUCGGGUUGUACGGCUCCAGCUGCGGCUCGGCGGAGUACCAGACCAAGAUCGAGCUGAAGAGGCAAGGCGUGACGCUCGGCGUCGCCAUCAACAAGUACUUCUCCGAUGGCUCCAGCAACACCUUCCCCGUGUUCUUCGAGCACCCGGUGCAGAUCGAACCCGACACCUUCUACACGGCCAGCGUGGUUCUGGACGGGAACGAGUUGAGUUAUUUUGGCCAAGAGGGCAUGACGGAGGUCCAGUGCGGGAAGGUGACCUUCCAGUUCCAGUGCUCGUCGGACAGCACCAACGGGACGGGUGUGCAGGGGGGGCAGAUCCCUGAACUCAUAUUUUAUGCUUGAGAGAGCGUCCUGUUCACAACUGAUUAAUCAGAACCCAGUCUUCUUGUUCCUUAAUGAAGUGCUGCUCAGAUUUUGCACAAAGGCUGCAAAAAGAUUAUUAGAGAUUACUGACAAUCCAUAUAGACUUUAUUAGUGUUAGUGCACCUGAAAAUGAAGUUUGGUCAUUUUACUCCGCCUCAUUGUCUUCCAAACCAAUAUGCCUUCUGUGCAACAUAAAAUUUCAGACUUGACCACACAUAAAGUGGUCCAUAAAACUUGAUAGCUGUAAUUUACACCAUGAAAUACAUGUUACUGUGCUGAAGUUUGAGGUCAAUACUGUUUUUAAAAAUAAGUUAAUACUUUAAUUCAGCAAGAACCAAUUAAAUGGAUUAAAAGUGACAGUAAAGGCAUUUAUAAUGUUACAAAAGUUUUCUAUUUCAAAUAAAU